GGCGAUCGAGUCUCCGGCGGACGAGCCCGCGUCGGAUACGGAAAGAGCUCCGUCCCGCGUCUCGGAAGCUACUUCCGGGCGUGUCAAUCCCUUUGGAUCCCUAGUUCCUUUAUAUUGUGCUGCAAUCCUCGACGUGUGCCGGUCCGCGCGACCCUGUCUCUCGGACGUGCGCGCAUUCCUCGUGUCGUCGCACGGCUGGCGGCAGUUCCUUUGGCGUUGCACGCGGUGCUCACGCGGUGCCUCCGUGACCGCGGAUCUGCGUGGAUCUGCGCCCCGCGCUGGAAAGCGGACGUCGCCGUUAGAUCGCCCGGGAGACCCGCGGCUCCGGCGGCCCACGGCGUGCUCACGCGCGGAGAAUAUGGUAUUAAGUUUUCGAGUGUCUGAGCUUCAGAUGCUUCUUGGUUUCGCCGGUAGAAAUAAGUCCGGCAGAAAGAACGAGUUGCAAGCGCGCGCAUUGGAAUUGAUGCGCUUGAGAUCGCACCCAGCUAUCCGGCUCAAAAUACGUGAAUUGUACAAGACUAUACAGGCCGAUCAAAUUGCAACGCACCAAAUGUAUGGGCAAACUGGUAGCACCUCCGAGCCGCAAAUUGAUCAAAACAUGCAUAACAGAAAUUACUAUUCAACCAGGCAAGCGAUUAGCCAGCAGCAACAACAACAGGCAUCAGUUUCCGUUGGCAAGGAAUUGACGCCAGCGCAUCAAGCAUCUUUACCUCAGGCACCUAGGACUAAUCCUGUAUACCCAUCAACUGGAUACACUAGUGUGGCACCGCAGCGUACCGCAAAUGCGGGAUAUAAUCCCUAUCAGCAGCCUGUAUACCCGCCCAAAGUUUUGUCAAAUCCGAUAAUACAACCUACGAGCCAGUAUCCAGUUCAUCCAGACGUUAGGCUGAAGAAGCUACCGUUUUUCGAUUUAUUAGGUGAAUUAUUGAAGCCUUCUAGCUUAAUGCCACAGGGAACGAUAAGAAUGCAGCAGAACACAUUCUUAUUUCAUUUGACACCACAGCAGGCGACAGACAUCGCCAGCUCCCGUGAUUGUCGAGUUGGCAGUAAAAUGGACUAUGUUGUACAGGUACAAAUGCGAUUCUGUUUACAAGAAACGUCAUGCGAGCAAGAAGAUUUCUUCCCUCCGAGCAUUGUAGUGAAAGUUAAUGGGAAAUUGUGUCCCUUGCCAAACCCUAUACCUACUAAUAAACCCAGUCAAGAGCCGAAGAGACCACCACGGCCUAUCAAUAUCAGUCCUUUAGUAAAAUUGUCACCUACUGUUGGGAACGAGAUUCAUGUUACAUGGUCUGCGGAUUAUGGUAGGCGAUACGCAAUCGCAAUAUAUCUCGUCAGAAAGUUGUCCAGCGCGGAAUUACUCGGUAGACUAAAAAAUAGAGGUGUAAGACACUCGGACUACACGAGAGGAUUAAUUAAGGAGAAAUUGAACGAAGAUGCGGAUAGUGAGAUAGCUACUACGUCAUUAAGGGUAUCGUUAGCGUGUCCUCUAGGAAAGAUGAGGAUGAGUACGCCAUGUCGCGCGUCGACGUGCUCUCAUUUGCAGUGUUUCGACGCGUCUUUGUUUCUUCAAAUGAAUGAGCGGAAACCUACUUGGAACUGUCCGGUCUGUGACAAGUCGGCGCUCUACGAUAAUCUCGUAAUCGAUGGAUACUUUCAAGAAGUUCUUAAUUCAAACAAGCUCUUGCCAGAUGUGAAUGAAAUUCAGUUAUUGCAAGACGGCUCGUGGGAAAAUUUAGUCCUGAAAAAGGAAAAAGAUAAAGAUAAGGAAAAGAGCGAAGCAAAAACUUCGACUGAAGCACGGGAUAAUAGUAAAAUUGACGUGGACACAGUGGAUUUAGGUGAGGGGAAAAUACGUGCUAGAAUAUUACAAAAGCUUAAAAGACUCGAUGAAAGCAGUCUUGCUCCAGCACCAAAGGAGAAAAAACGUGCUGUUAUUAUCGACUUGAUAUCGGAUAGUGAUGAUGAUGAUGAAGAUAACGUGCCGACUCAAAGUACAAAGAAACCAUCUAGUAGCAUUUCAUCGCCAAAGAAAUCGCAGACCAGUUCCAUUAGUAGUACAAGCGAAUCGCCAGAAUUGAUGAUAAUCGAUUUAGAAUAAAAAAUUGUUUUAUAUUAACUAUACUUCUUUUAUAAAGAACUUUCUAUAAUUUUUUUCCCUCUCUCCAUAAACUUAAUCGGCAGUUCUGCAUAUUGUGUAAUAUUAAUUAGUUCCUUUACCAAGGAGUUCUAAAUAAAUCAAGACUUUCAUUUGUUGUAACUUUAAUAACGCUGCAUUCCCAUAUAUAAAUACAAUUUACAUAUUUCAUUUAAUCUCAUUUGGCAAACGAUGUAGUGCCAACGUUGAGUCUGUGAGAUUCCGAUAAGCGAGCAUUUUAAUAGAUUUUUUAUUUUGAUCCUGUAAUAUGAUAUAAUAUUGAAUGUAAACGAAAAUAAAAUUACCUUGGUUUCUUGUAGCAUAAACUUUUCAUUAACCUCAACAUAAGAUUUUGCGUGUACAAACUACCAAAUAUUUUAUUUUCAUUUCAUUUUUGCUACGUUUGUUACAUAAAUUUAGCAUAUGGAAGAUGCGUUUAACAAUGCUUAUUUUAGUAAGGAUUAAAAUUACUUGGUCUCGUAUUGCAGUUAUAUUGAAUUCUGGCAUCAGAAGCGAAAAAAUCGUGAAUUUUCCCUCACAUUAGAUGUCAAGAUAAAUGUGUUUCUUGCGUAUUACGAAAACAUAAAUUACAUAAAUAGUAGAAAACAUCGAAAAUUAUUGUUCUAUAUGAGUAAACAAAUGUAAUUAAUUUAAUCUUUAUAUUAAGAGAUGUAAAUUAUAUAUGACUGAUCAAAAUUUAUGACUACUUAGGUAAUAUUUUAUAAAUUUAAUGUCCAAAAAAUUGAUACUAUGUGGUGUAUAAUGCAGAGAAACAUUCGCACGAUUUUAAUGUUAUAAUACAAAAUACCACUAAGGGAGUACUUCAAUAAAUAGAUCUGUUCCUUGUCGCCGAACUUUCUAUAUUUUUGUCUUUUAUAGAUUUUUCAACAUGUAAUUAUAUAUAUAUUAUUUUGAGUGCAGAAAAUGUAACAUAAUGCAGGUACAAAGAACAGAUCUAAUUAUAAUACGUAAACUGUGUGAUCUAAUAAUUUUUGUAUGAUAUUCAAGAUUUCAAAUAAAAAAGAAUACAUGAUUA
Vollenhovia emeryi is the source of this 3170-nucleotide messenger RNA. It is a transcript of the gene Su(var)2-10, whose product is annotated as E3 SUMO-protein ligase PIAS1. Lineage: Eukaryota; Metazoa; Arthropoda; Insecta; Hymenoptera; Formicidae. The record is from RefSeq and is a predicted model, not a curated record. Gene Ontology annotation, biological process: protein sumoylation; regulation of transcription by RNA polymerase II. Bases 359 to 2098 code for a protein of 579 amino acids. The transcript is spliced from 9 exons. Gene Ontology annotation, molecular function: zinc ion binding; SUMO ligase activity; transcription coregulator activity.